Messenger RNA from Papaver somniferum (opium poppy), 591 nucleotides. RefSeq lists its product as uncharacterized. The record is from RefSeq and is a predicted model, not a curated record. Bases 23 to 553 code for a protein of 176 amino acids. Lineage: Eukaryota; Viridiplantae; Streptophyta; Magnoliopsida; Ranunculales; Papaveraceae. The transcript has 2 exons.
AGCUGGAUGGGUAGAUGCAAAUAUGUUUGUGAAAGCUGUUUCAUAUAAUAUGUAUCUGCGAUAUUGGCGACAUGUAACUAACUUCCAUCAAUUCGUGACCAAAGUCGAUUGGGUAGUUGAAUUACACGGGGUUGAUGGUGACCGUGUUAAACACCUUAUUCAACGACCUGCUCAGCAUGUACCUAUUCCACCACCACAACAAUUAUCAUACCCUGAAGCUUAUAAUCUAGUUCAAGAACAUGCCGAUUUUAAUCGUGCGUUUCGCGAGUUUGUAUUAUAUGAAACGGAAGACAGGAUGAUACGUUUAAAGGCAAAAGAUGAAGUAAUACGAGGCCUUGCAGCUCGUAACAAUUACCUGGAGGAUCAGAUGCAAUUCCGUAUGCAACAAACGCCGCGUCCCCCUAUUGGAUUCGGCAGUUUUUCUGAAACUAUCCCACCAGCGGUGUGGGCUCCAGUGAGUCAAGCAUCAACAAUGUCGUCUGUUAACCCCCAUCCGAGAAUGACGUUUAUCCCACCACGGCAAACACCAUCGCAUACUCCUACUGAUGAAUAAGUAACUUUUUAGCCUCCACUUUGGAUAUGUACUUUUUA